UUCGACAGUCUUGAGAUGCUGAAGACAUUUUCAACAUUGUUGUUGCUGCUGGUGGCAGCAGCAUUGGCCAUCGAAGUGCAGAGAUUUGGACACCUGUACAAUCCACCGCAGCCGGAGCACCAUGUAGCGCGCCAUGAGGAGAAACAAGAUCUUAAUAAGAUUCCUGGCGUAGCUGGUGUUGAUUAUCCCAUCUACCACGAAGUCCCGCAUACUCAAUUCAGUUGCCAUAAUGUGCCCGCCGUGCCGGGUAUGUAUGCCAAUGUGGAAACUGGAUGUCAAGCGUAUCAUGUGUGCCACGACGGACGCGAAGGACAUCAGGGUGCUUCAUUCCUUUGCACAAACGGCACUAUAUUUAAUCAAAAGGAGUUUGCUUGCGAUUGGUGGUAUAAUGUCAAGUGCGAGGAGGCCACCAGUUUUUAUCAUUUGAAUGCCGAUCCUGAGCACAAUCCUUAUGUGCCAAAGAAGAAACCUGAGCUGGAACAUGCUCAUGAGCUGCACGAUCCGCAUCACGCUGCUGGAUUUUUAAUACACGCCUAA
Drosophila busckii is the source of this 537-nucleotide messenger RNA. RefSeq lists its product as uncharacterized. The transcript has 3 exons. NCBI's taxonomy places the organism in Eukaryota, Metazoa, Arthropoda, Insecta, Diptera, Drosophilidae. The record is from RefSeq and is a predicted model, not a curated record. Gene Ontology annotation, molecular function: chitin binding. Bases 16 to 537 code for a protein of 173 amino acids. Gene Ontology annotation, cellular component: extracellular region.